AUGUGCGCCCGCGCGCCCGCCGCCGCCGCGCUCUGUUCUCUCGCCGCGCUCGCAGCUCUCGUACCGAUCGACAGUGUCGAUGGAUUUGAGUGUACCAGAGACGGUCUCCACACAGACUAUGAUCAAAAUUGCCAAAAAUAUGUACGUUGCAGCAAUGGUGCAGUAACCGGUAAAUAUUCGUGCCCUGACGAUCGGGUGUUCAGUGAAGCCGAGGGUGCAUGCGUACCGCGGGCUCGACGACCCUGCGUGCGUCGGGAGUGUACGUCCACAGAUACACUUGCAUACGCAAGCCCUGGCACAGCUUGUCGGCAGUAUUACCGAUGUGAAAAUGGUACAGCGAUAGAACGCAGCUGUCCUACGGGAGCAUGGUUUGACCUGGAACGCCAAGCAUGCACUCGCGGCGCCGGCACCUGCUUCGAGCCGGUGUGUGCGGGGCUACCGGACGGAGAGUACCCCGACGCGUCGCACGGCUGCCGGCGCACGCUGCGCUGCCGCGGCGGGGAGCUGCGCGCCGUGGCGUCCUGCGGGCCGCGCUACGCCGCCGUCUGCCCGCCGCCGCGCGCCGCUGCAGCACCGUUGCCGGCCGGUGACGCAGACUUCUGUUCCGAUGAGACUUGUUCCUCGUUGUGCCGUGACAUACCUAACGGGGCGUACGCAGAUCGCACGACCAGCUGUCGCGAGUAUUUUGUUUGUGAAGCGCAUCGAGUCAUCCGGCGCGGAGUGUGCGAGCCCGGCCUCUUGUUCACUAACGGUGCAUGUGAGCCAGCGGCACAGUCAUUGUGUCCGCCACCCGCACUGAGCCCGUGCUUCAACAGGCACGACGGCCUGCACAGAGACUGGAACGACUGCGCCUCCUGGUUCGAGUGCAGACGUGAGCAAGUAGUGAAGCGCGGCUCAUGUGCACCAGGAUUCGUGUUCGAUGGCAAUGGUUGCACUCCAUCCGAUAAUUUUCUUUGCGAUGGCCCAGCGCUGUCUAUACAAUGUGAAGGGCUUCCGAGUGGCACUUACCAAGAUCUGGACUCCAAUUGUACUCGUUACUUCCACUGCGAAGGUUUACACCGAACCACGCUAGCCUGUCCGCCGGGGCAGGUGUUCGAUGGCGUAAGCUGCUUGCCAGCGUCACAUUACCUGUGUCCAAGUCUAGAACGCGAGUCGUGCUACGGACGACCGGACGGACGAUACCGUGCUGCAGACACGGGCUGCAGGGGCUACUACGAGUGCGUGCGCGGGGAGAAAUCUAUCUACGCGUGUCCUACAGGCCUUGUGUUUGAUGGCGAGUCUUGUGUUCCAGCGAAACCUGGAUUGUGUAAGCGAGAAGACCAUUCGUGCGACGGCCUCUCGAAUGGCUAUCACGCAGAGGUCGAGUCAGGAUGUCGAAGGUACUUUUACUGCGAGCGCGGCGACCGGCUGGUGACCCUAUCGUGCCUGGGCGGGAAGACGUUUGAUGGUCGCGCGUGCGUGAAAGAGUCGGAGAUGUCGUGCGGCGGGGCGCGGGGGCCGGAGGAGGGGGCGCGGUGCUCGCGCGACGGGUUCUUCGUGCAGGCCGGGUCGGCCUGCCGCCGGUACUACUUCUGCGUGGGGGGGGCGCGCACGGCGCUGGCCUGCGCCGCCGGCCAGCGCUUCAACGGCCAGCUGUGCGUCCCGCGCGCGCAGUACUCGUGCCCCGGCUGAGCCGCGCCCGCCCCGCCCGCCGCACUGGGCUCGCUCACGAUGUACCUGAUUCUAUUUAUUCGAGGCUGUGACCCACAGGGACCCGCCGCCCGGGCCCCGCCGCCACGAGCGCUAUGAUCACACCAGUCCACCACAACUACCUCCUACUUGACAAUAAGACACGAUUACUUCUUACUUUUUAUUGGCAUAGAAACUUCAAGCGACCUAGAUACUUCUAAUAGUAAUUACACAUUGACUAUAUAUUACAGUAUUACUUUACAAACGAAUAAUAAGCUCCAUGAAUAGAAAAAUAAAAUCUCUUUUAACGACAUAAAAGAAUAGUUAAUUUAUUUAUUUAUAUUAAAUAUUAAUAUUAUAAUAGAUACUUCCUCGACCUUAAAUUAAUACAGAUUAUAAACGAAUCCUCGCCAAAAAUAUAUCGAAUGAUAAUAUUUGUCAUAUUGGAGGAUUCACUACGUUCUAAGACCACUAUUUAAGUCCUUCAAUACAAAAAAUAUUAUCACCAAGUUAAAAAUAGUUUUACACUUUAAAGUAUAUGAUAAUUAAUAAACGAAACAUAAACAAACAAACGUAUUGUAUUAACGUGCAAUAUUCGUAAAUCUGUUGAAUAUAAAUAAGUAUCUAAAUAAUUUUGGCAUUAUUCAUAAAUAGGAAAGCAUUUCUAAAUAAUGUACAUAGUAUAAUAUUACGUAUUUAAUAAAGAUUUUAAGUUUAAAUUUCCGUGUAUAUUAUUUAUAUGGUGGGGUCUAGCGAGAACGUCAUAAUUACGGAGACGGAAUUGUAUUAUAAUAUACGGCAUUAUUUUAUAAUUUACCUAGAAAUGUUAAAAAGAUCAAGUGACGCAUGACGUCACAAAUAUCCGUAUCCAUGACUAUCUCGACCUAAACACCAACCAGUAACACUAACAUUUAUUUUAUACAUUUUUAUACAACACUCAAUUACAUAAUUUUUAAACGUUUUUUUUUUCUGACCUACUCGGACACUUUUAACGAUUGUUUUACUACAUUUAUACAAGACCUUUUUAUAUAAAUUUUCAAUUGGUCCACGCCAGAUUAAUGACAAGAUUCACUUGCACGAUUUCGAAAGGAAAUUUAUAAGAUAUCAACAUGGUGAAAAUACGGGCGCGGCCAAUCGGUGCGUUCAAAAGCUAAGCACUAAUGCGUAAGGACAGCACUAUUUAUUCGUUGAAAAUAUUGCAAAUAAAAGAAAAAAUACUUAAAAGAGUGAAUCGACACAGAAAAAGCACCUUUCCAUUAAAUUCCCGAUUAGAUCGUUACUUUUCUAUACAAUAAUAAUGUCGAUAAAUGAGAGUGCACAUCACUGUUUUACAUAAGGGGUAAUUCAUAUAUAAUAUUUAUUGUCAGAUUCAAUAGUUUAAUUAAAUAGGCAAAGUACAUACAUUUUUAACGACAACCGUACCUUGUAACGCAUACUUAAUAAAUUAAUAUGCAAUUGGCUCGAUUUACGAAAAUAUUAUAUUUAAAAAUAAGACAUUAAACAAGACUAUUCUUAAC
Molecule: messenger RNA, 3185 nt
Organism: Spodoptera exigua (beet armyworm)
Lineage: Eukaryota; Metazoa; Arthropoda; Insecta; Lepidoptera; Noctuidae
Source: the annotation of a GenBank genome assembly